AGUCUUGCAGUGAAGUGCACUCCUCGCCAGCUUCUCGGAGGUCGACAUCAAUCGUGCGUAGCUCCCGUUAUUCACAAAGUGUCAGAGAAGGUGCCAAGGACUGACGGUUGUCUAGGGAUUGCUUCGCUCUCGCCUCGGCGGUCACUGAAUUUGUGGGCCACAGUGGCGUAAAAAUAAUGCUGCGCGGCUUGUAGAAAUCCUUGAUCGUGGCAGGCGGGAUGGCGGACAGACGACGACGAAAAUUAGGUAGAUGCGAACUGCCGCAGACAUUGGAGAAUAGGGAGCUUACAGUAGUUAGCUACAGGCAGAACAGCAGGUAUCUUGGGUUUGUCUGUCCAAAAGUAUCGGAGUAAUCCGCAUGUUCAUAAGCCAAUUUGUUCACAAGAGGUGAAUAUCUUCUGUUCAAAAAGCGGGGCACGAAAUCUUGAAGCCAACAUUGCCUUCGAUCAUUCGGACGAAAGAACUUCAUUUCGAGAGCUAAAUAUCCUAUGGGGAUUUGGAGUGAACGAGCAACUUCUUGAGGCUGUACGAGGAUUCUCCAGAGGCGAUCAACUUAAUCUAUCUUCGAUCAUUUCCCUUCGUUACAGCUCUCAUUCUCCGACUGUUACCUUCGGUUUCGAGCUUACUGGAUUUUAGAUGUUUUGAUUCUGUUGCAAUCAUGAAUCCUGACAUAUUUGGUUUGUUGAAAUAUUUUCUUUUUCUUUUCCGGAAAUUUAGUCGGUAUACUCCUUCACAUCCAUCAAGAGCUACCCCACAACUAGAAUUUGUUGGUUUGUGAAAGGGUUUUGGCUUUCUCUUGCUGCAGUUGGUGAGUUCAACAGUCUUCUUAUCGUUCGGUACUUGCCUCUUGAAAUUGGCAUCAAGAUGGCGGAUGGAGUCAAAAUUGUUUUUGACAAUGAGCACCACGGUACGCAGUGGAAGUGAGAUAAUAUGGAGAAUUCAUAAGGCUGAUUAAUUUUUGAGAUGGAGCAAAGUGCUGCGGGGGGUUGGAUAUGACUUUUGAACUUUCAGCAGUGAUAUCCAACCAAUCCUCAGUACAUUGCCCUACUCACCGACGUUGUGUCGGGAGAUUCAAUGAAGAGAAUUUUAAGCAUGAUGGUCGGAAUCGUGUAUCGAGCCAGGUUCACACAAGAGGAGGUGCUACGGAGAAAAACCUUUAGAAGAUGAAGUUGCCCUUUACGUGGAUUUUUAGAAGCAGGAUAAAAUCAUUCGUAAGAACUGAUCGAUUGAGCAACUUGGUCGUCUGCUCUGCUUCUCUACUGAGGGUUCCACCAGAGCUGGAGGACUCUUGUGUUGUUCUGCAUUUCUUCCUGCAUAAUUAUUUUCUUGCGAGAGAUGCGUUCUCUACUCAGUUUCAUGAUAAAAAUUGGGAGCCUCCAAAGACUGGAGGCAGUCAGGAUGGACAUGGUUAUAUAUAUUUGAAGGCAUCCAUAAGAAUUUUUAGGGAGACAAGAUCUGAGUUCCGCACCUUUCAAUACCGGGAGUUGCCAGUGAAGCAGUCAAUUCAGUUGUCAAGGUCCUGCCUCUAAAGAAUUUGGUUCCCUUUCGUUUCUUGCCGCUUAAAAUAUAGAGCUAAAUAGCCUACUUCCAUGUUCUCUCCUCACAGAAGAAAAGGAGUUCUCGUAUAUAUGACGUUUUUGCUCUUACAACAGCGUCAAUUGAUCAUCCAGCGAGCACUUCGAGUAUUUUUUUCGGAAAUGAAAUGUGUCUUGACAGAAAGUAGCCUUCGAGACUCAUUUCUUUUGUGAGAUUAGGAUCGAGAGUCUCGAAGAAAAUCAGGCUUUCACAUAAUCUGCAACUACGAGAUCCUUUAGAGACUGU
This is a messenger RNA of Marchantia polymorpha subsp. ruderalis, 1821 nucleotides long. Lineage: Eukaryota; Viridiplantae; Streptophyta; Marchantiopsida; Marchantiales; Marchantiaceae. The record is from the annotation of a GenBank genome assembly.